This is a messenger RNA of Panonychus citri (citrus red mite), 2785 nucleotides long. RefSeq names its product myb-like protein A. Lineage: Eukaryota; Metazoa; Arthropoda; Arachnida; Trombidiformes; Tetranychidae. Gene Ontology annotation, biological process: regulation of DNA-templated transcription. The coding region runs from base 227 to 1900 and encodes 557 amino acids. Gene Ontology annotation, molecular function: DNA-binding transcription factor activity; sequence-specific DNA binding; zinc ion binding. The record is from RefSeq and is a predicted model, not a curated record. The transcript has 4 exons.
GAUUGAGAUGAUUACAGUUAUUUGUACAUAAGAAUUUGUUAAUUUUUUUUUAUCAAUUCAAUUGAUUUAAUUGUCAAUUAUUUUUUACAUUCCAAGUUAAAGUUAAUCUGUUACCCUCACAUGGAAAAAGGGUCGUACUUGUUAAACUUUAUGAUCUAAGGUUUAGUGGUGAUUUUUGAUUUUUUUCUUCUUCUGUUUCUGUGUUGUUACGAUUGUCAUCAUUUAAAUGGCUACGCCUCCUAAGGUCGCCUUGAUGGAGAAUACAAUGGUUCAUUCUGUAGAUGAAAGGAAAGGCUGUAGAUCUUUACUUUGUGAUGCCAGUGGGAUUAUAAUUGCUGAGAUGGUUUAUAGAUGUAUGGUUUGUUAUUCAAUCCAUGAUUUUAUUGGUGAUGUGAGUAAACAUUAUCACACUGUUCAUAUGAAUGAUGGAGAUGAGGAAACAGGCGAUAUGACCAAUGAGGAGGAUAAAGAUCAAUCAAAUCGUAACAGCAACAACAACAACAAUAAUAAUAACAAUAAGAGAAACAGUAACCAUGUUCACAAUCAAAACAACAAUAAUAGUAACAGCAACAACAUCGAUAAUAAUAAUAAUAAUAAUAACUAUCUAUCAGAUCAUAGCAAUAAUUGUGACGAAUCUUGGGAAAUCGACGAAAAGUUUAAGUCCAAUUCGCAACCUCACGUUAAAUUAAAUUGCACUCAAUCCAACGCUAAUGAAAGUCACUCGAAUAGCCCAAAUGCAUCAGAAUCUUGUACUCGAAGUGGCUCAAUCCGUUGUCCGGUUUGUUCAAAUGUCCGAUGUUACACUACCCUUCAACGUCGAUAUGGUCAAUUCACCUGUGUUGCUUGCUAUCGAUUUUUUAAAGAAUUUUUCCUUAAACCUACUCGAUUCUAUUGUCCCUCUCUUGGUCAAUGUCCACUUGACGUUAAAUCCAAAUGUAAAGCAUGUUGGAUUUACGCUUGUACCAAGAUUUACUCGGUUGAUGGUCGACGGAAAACAAUCCUCGAGGAAAAUGCUCCUUUGAAAUCCCAUGAAAAUGAAACUGUUUCUUCAUCACCUUGUCCAUCAGUAAUCACAAAUUAUCAUAACGAAAAUAAUAAAUCAACCAAGUCGAGUCACAAUACAGUAAAUACAAUAAGAUAUUCCAAGUCUAUUGAUGAACAGAGUACAUCUAUCACAUCUAAUCCAAAGGAUUCUAACAGCUUUGGAAAUAACAUCUCCAACAAUCAGUCAACAACCUCCGGGUCUCCAAGUGAUUUAAAUCCCACCGGUGUCUCUAAAACUUCACCUAUCUAUGUCUUCAACUGCUCUCGUGGUGAUAAUUAUCCUAAUAAUAAUUCAGAAUUAGCUGGUUUAUCUGCUUUGAAUAUGAUGAAUAUAUUAAGCUGCGAGGAAGCGGUUCCAGACUGUGAUGAGCUGCUGGAGGAUAUUGCUGAAGAUUAUAGCAGCAUCGACUCACAAUUAAAUCAUUUCCCACCACAAAAGAUGAUAAAACUCGGAGAUGCACCAGAUAAUAAUAAUAAUAAUCUCAUAUCAAAUUGUUUCACUGAUCAAUUUGAUGGACAAUUUCCAUCACAAUUACAGCCACAAGCUCAGACUGCAAUCACCUCGACAACGACAGGACCUUUUUCAACUGUCAAAGAUGAUCCCACCAAUGAGAAAAGUACCAUUCCAAUAAUCACUGGAACUCCAAUCAGUGUAAUUAAAACUAAACCCGAUCGACGGAGUAAAGUGCGAGUUAAAAACUGGUGCUGUCUAAAAUGUGCCAAUUGUCUUGCCGAUGAUUGUGGAAAGUGUAUCAACUGUUUAGAUCGUCCCAAAUUUGGUGGACCAUUUGUAAGAAAGCAACGAUGUGUCAAUAAAAAGUGCCUUGAGAAAAUUCAACCUGAUCAACCAAAGUAAACAAUCAACCAACAAUUAACCAUAAUAAUAUAACUUGAGUGCCUUAUACAUAUAAGUCUAAUUCCAAAAAUGUCAACGAAAGUGCCUUCAAAAUCACAUAAUUUAAUCAUGAAACAAUUUCGAUUGUAACAAAAAGAAAAACAUUCUAAUCAAUAUUCGGAUGCUAAAAGACAAUUACCAAAUUAUUUACGUUCAGAGACAAUAAUUAUACCAUUUAGCUCAUAAUGAGCAGCAAAUUUUAUUAUUACAUAUGAAACAAUAACUUUGGAGCUUCAAUUGUUUAAUAAUUUGAAUGAAAAACGACCUUAAUUAUAGUUAUUGUUACCAAUUGAUUUAGUCAUCAUUAAUAACGAUCAAUAACCAAUUGAUCAGCCUUAUUGUUAAAAGUUAUAUUUACAAUUCAACUAUUAUCUAAAUUUUUUGUAAUGUUUUUCCUAAAAUUGACUUUCGAUUCAUUUUAAAUACUUGUAUCUGGUCCCUACACACACACAUAACAAUUAAUGCCAUAAUCUAUGAUUAUCUAAUUCCAAUGUAAUAAUUAUUUCCUUCUUGGCGCAGCUCUAACGCUUCCAGGUCACUAUCAGUGUCCAUUUUUGAUGUUCCGUCAAAAGCUGACCAGAACUUUUUCUCCUCUCUCUCUCUCAUUCCAUCUAUUGUAAAGAAAUGACCCUUACCUUUAUCAUACAACAAUAUUAUUAUUUUGUUUACUUUCUCUCUCUCUCUCUCUCUCUCUAUCAUUUAUACUAAUUUCUGUCUAAAUCAUAUAUUAAUCUUAUCACGACAAUUUAAAUAUGUAAUCCACAAUUAUUGAUUUUCUGCAGGAAAAAAAACAAAUUUACCAAUUAAUUAACGAAUAAAACAUUGAAUCUAUUAUAAUACGCUUUA